UUUGGUGCAGCAAGGAGAUGUUUAUCAGGGGCUAAUCCCGAUAUGGCGGGCGGUGUGCUGGCUUGGAUCAAGCCGGGUGGACCAUUUGAUCACCCGCGAUGCGUCCAGCAGGUCUGAAGAACCCCAGCUUCUCUCCCACAACACAACGCUCCUCACCAUUCCCUGCUACCUAACCACGCCCUCAGAUCCGGGCGCCAGCUGGCUCACACUUCAAGCAACAUAAAAAAGCGACGGCAGCUCCUCGAAAACUUCAUUUACCCCACAACUGUGCCCUCGCGCACAUCAACACUACGACUUCACCCCCAUCGCACACCCCGACACGAGGUUAUGUGAGGACCGGGGCAGAUACAAGCAAGACUGGGUACGAAUAUCAUUACAUGCGUGAUGAGCAUUGAAAUGGAGCAAGCAGUGGAUGCUAUACUGCAGGUUGCCCGUGAAGAGGGCUCCCUAACGGAGUUGAGUGAUGUUGAGAUCGACGGUGACGGCUCUAGUAGCUUGAGUGAGAUUGAAGAUAAAGACGGCGAUCAGGAUGAGGAUGCAGAGGGAUCAGACGAACUCAGCAUGAUUUCUGAUGACGAGAACGAUUCUGAGGCAGAGACUGAACGGCUCGAAGAGUCUCCAAACAAAUUUCGACAACAGGAUCUCGUCAUGAGCUCGCACGGCAACAAUCAGACCUACGAACAUAGCCCGAGUAAACUACAUAAACAAAUAGCACCCGUUGAUCUGGAAGACGACGACGAUGACGACCCAUUGUCCUCCGAUGACAUCUCCCUGAACGAUCCCGAUUCUCCAAAAAGCUCAGAGCGUGGGGAGCCCGAGCCAGAAACCACAACAGCGGCAACCUCUUUAGGAGACUCUUCUGGCGAGGGCAAGAAUGUGCUAUCAGUCGCAGACGCGGACACAAGAAAGCGCAAACGUUCGAUAAUGGCGGGGGGCGCGGUUGACGAUGACCUCGAAGAGCCUUUGCGCAAGCGCACUGGGUCUGUGAUGACCCCCGGCGACGAUUAUGCGAUUGAAGACGAUGUUGAUCCGGACGAGGAUGGAGACCUUUCGAAUCCGAUCAGCGGUAAUGUUUCUGGAGACGAGGGAGGGGCAGUGCAGGAGGAUGAAAUCGCCGAGGGAGGCGAAGAAGCUGUCGCAGCUGAGGAGAACAGUACUGAGGUCCCAGAUAUUCCAAUUUCUCCAAAGAAGCGAGGCCGGAAGAAGAAAAGGGCUGCAGAGAAUGGCGUCGGGGGACACGAGGAUGCGGAUGGCGAUGUUGCUGUCAAUGGGGAUCAUGAAGUCAGGAAUGGCGAUGAAGAGGCAGAUGCCGAGGGUGAUGACGAGGCAGAGGCUGCCAUGAGAAAUGAGGAAGAGCUUGAGAAAAAGCGAAUUGCAUUGGAUCAGUUGGCCACCAUAGAACGUCAAUUCGCUACUUUCCGAGACAGACUCUACGAUGAAAGGUUGGCGCAAUUGAAUCGAGAAGAAGAGAUGCUUCGACAAGAUAACCCUACCCAUCCCGGCUACCUAGCGAUGAUGAAAAGCAUCACUGCUCGUCGUGACGAACGCAUACGAAUCGCAGAUAAGCUGAGAGAAUACGAACUUGAGAAUCUUAAGAUUCAGUCAGUAGCGAAGAGGAGUCAAGUUCUAGUCCAAUACCAACAAGAAGUCCGCGAGAUUCGGGAAAAGAAGCUCGAGCAGCUGGGGCAGAAAUGGUACGAAAUACAGCACGAUAGAAGAAAUCAUGCCGGCAGUGUUCCAGAUUAUUCUCUGAAGUUCCAGACAAGGAGAUCACAACAGAUCACAAACCAAACGGCAUACAACACCGAAGUGUCCAUUCUGUCCGGGGUGGCCAAGUAUGUUGGAUUCCCUGCAGCUCCACCCAUGGCAUCAGCGACUACAGCGGAACUGGAAGAGGAUUUUGAGAAGAUGGGCCGAACAAAACAAGUCCUGCAGGUCCAGCCAGCCAUUCCACUUCACGAACUGGCUGCCUUGCGCAAUGUCAGUUCGUCUUCACGGUUCAAACCAGCAGAGGAGCAGUUUAUGAAGGAAACUCCCUGGGCAAAUCCUCAGCAUCCGUCACAUGGUCAUCUCUUCCAAAGACAACCCUCUGCUCAGCGAACGCCGAGAACUGCAAGCCCCUUUUCUCAAGUCCAGGUUCAGCCUCGACGAAAUUCGCAUCAACAUGGCUCCGGGUUGCCCAUCUCGGGUACGUUUUCUAAUUCCUCAUCUUUACUGCAUCAAUCGAACGGCCUGUCUGGGGGCCGCAUCUCUCCACACAAUCCGUUCGGAAACUCCAACCACACUCAUACCAUAGCCCCAUCUCCGUUAGGUAGCCGGCAAACAUCAUUAUCCCCUCAACACAACCGGCAUCCACCAGCAUUGCCAAACCAACAACAUGGCCAACCUCAACCCCAACCCCUAUCUCAACCGCUGGACGCUCCCAAGAGUAAUGUAAAUCAACAGUCUCCGGUUGAGCCAUCUGAUGUUCCUCGAGAUCUUCCACAUGAAGUAAGACGUGAGCAAGCAGCUGCAAUGACGAGUCGCUUUUAACCCAGUUUAUACGAUUAUGACGGCGCACAUACGGUGGAGGCGUUAUGAGUUCGGGCAUUUACACCAGGGGGAGUUUUGGAUGAUGCAGGUUUGGUCUUGUCUUGUAUAGACGGACGGGAUGAUGGGUUCAUAGGCGCAGACGUUAUAUUCCCUGGCGUAUGUACUUGUAAUGUAGAACUACAAUCGAUGGUUCACUCUGAUAUCAAGCUCCCUUGGGACCGAACGCCACCCAUGCAGAUCGUAUUAUACACUGCGCCAAAUCCUUCCAGAUCCUCUAAGUUACCCACCCCACAAGUCGCCUGCACCAGUCCUUACUUCCCAGCAGCCGCUAUCGUACUGGCUCCUGGUUUGGUUGAUGGUACAGGAGCAUCUGGAACUUUCACAUCCUCAAAAUCAUCUUGAGAAACCGCUCGGAUCGUAAAUGAAUCUGCCAAACACCAAUCAGUCCUGAAUUCAAGUAGCACACGUCCAAUUCAACUACUAACAGACGAAGCCGCAGAAGCCAAACAAGGCCAGACCGGUCAGCGCAUUCUUGAUGAGAUAAGGUCUUCUGGCUCGGAUCAGGGCGGCAGAUUGUUUAUAGUGCUUGUCGUAGUAUGACGAUCGCGGUAAUCUACAGGUGCGUUAGUGAAUAUAACCAGACAAUAAUUGUUCACAACGUGACCUACACUGCCAUCUUGAACUCUGGGUGAAGCUGAAGCAAUUCCCUUGUCU
This is a messenger RNA of Cadophora gregata, 3246 nucleotides long. RefSeq lists its product as uncharacterized. Gene Ontology annotation, molecular function: histone deacetylase binding. Gene Ontology annotation, cellular component: Sin3-type complex. The transcript has 4 exons. The record is from RefSeq and is a predicted model, not a curated record. Gene Ontology annotation, biological process: negative regulation of transcription by RNA polymerase II. NCBI's taxonomy places the organism in Eukaryota, Fungi, Ascomycota, Leotiomycetes, Helotiales, Ploettnerulaceae. Bases 385 to 2532 code for a protein of 715 amino acids.